UCCUCUUUCUGAUAGGCCGUGUGUGUGUCACAUUGGGGUGUUACCCUGACGACUCAGGGCCCUGUGGGCUCAGUUCCUCCCAUCAUCUAACAGAUAGAAAUCAGGAAAAGAAACUAUCAGCACUGUCCUACAGCUACCACUCAAGAUACACACACGCACGAACACACACUGGUGACCGGGCAAAAUGUUCUCACUUCCCCAGGCAUGGAUACUUGUGACAGUAUCCCUAUGGACGUCAGGUUUGUGUCAGACCCUGCAAAACGGACCCCUCAAAGUUCUCUACACCAAACUCGACAGUACAGCGAAUAUUGAAUGUGACUGUUUCAACAUCACCUGUGACUCUGGCUACUGGUUCCGCAGCAUCCCCCAAGAUAAGAAAGUAGAGUUCAUCGGCAAUUGUAACAACGCUGAGCGUACCAAUAUGAAUAAAAAUAUAAGUUCACGGUUCACACUCCACAAAAAGAGCUCGUCCUUUUCGCUACGCAUCGUGAAUGUGUCACGAGAGGACACAGCGAUUUAUUCUUGUGUUCUGAAGGACAGGAAAAACAACGAAAUGUGGAAACCUGGGACUCUUUUUCUACCAGGAGUGACCCCUACAACGUCACCUCCUACGACGACAGCUAAAAAAGUUGUAAAACGAGUCUGUAGAUGCAACAAGAGUUCUUCACAGGAUGGCUGCGACUCACUGAUUCUGUGGUCGUUGGUUGGAUUAAUUGCGGGACUGGCUCUAGCGAUCAUCUGUACGCUGUAUUACUUCAGCCGGCUGCCCAAAAAAUGUCGGCACCGCUUUGCAAAGACGAGGUAGAAGACCUGAAGCCCUCCAUCAGCAGCUUAUAUUUGGCUCAAACGGUGGAAGUGCUUAACUUAAGCUGGCGUCCAGUGGACCAUAAAGAACAUGAUUCACUUUGAGGAUCUGCGCUGUUCACAAUGCGUCAUGUUUAUUUACAGUGAAAUGUUUGCUCAGCCUCAGCUCGGUUUCAUGUUUUCAACAGCAGCCAUCUAACAUAUUGUAAUAUUUAGACUGUUUUUGUUACAAAUAUCAUAAAAUCAGUUCCACCAAGUUCAGUCCUAAAUUCUG
Messenger RNA from Scomber japonicus (chub mackerel), 1078 nucleotides. RefSeq names its product cd8 beta (gene cd8b). Gene Ontology annotation, cellular component: cell surface. Lineage: Eukaryota; Metazoa; Chordata; Actinopteri; Scombriformes; Scombridae. The transcript is spliced from 7 exons. Gene Ontology annotation, molecular function: MHC class I protein binding; coreceptor activity. The coding region runs from base 185 to 805 and encodes 206 amino acids. The record is from RefSeq and is a predicted model, not a curated record. Gene Ontology annotation, biological process: regulation of immune response.